CCUGUUUUUGGCUAUAAGGAACUCCCCUAUAGUUGGUGUAGGGUUUAAGAGAAGAAGAUGAUCCUGACUCCAACAAUCCCUACACACAGCAACAGGAACGCUGAUUCAACUCACCAUCGAUUACUCGAAGCCGUGAAGACUGCUCUUAUCAAGAUAUUCGUCUCCCCAUACGCCACUGUCUGUGAUUUGUAUUGCGGAAGAGUUCCGGAUGAAGAGAGGUGGGACGAAGCUCAAAUCGGUCACUUUAUUGGAAUUGAUGAAGCGUCAUCUGGAGUUAGCGAGGUCCGAGAAGCAUGGGAAAGUCAACGCAAGACUUACACCUCUGACUUUUAUGAGCUUGACCCCUGCAUCGAAAACUUGGAAGCAAAUUUAGGGGAUAAAGUAAAUACAGCGGAUGUAGUUUGUUGCAUGCAACAUUUGCAGUUUUGUUUUGAAACCGAGGAGAAAGUACGGAGACUUCUGCAGAAUGUAUCAUCUUUGUUGAAACCAGGGGGCUAUCUUAUGGGUAUUACUCUGGACUCAUCUACUAUAUGGGCAAAGUAUCAGAAAAAUGUUGAAGCAUAUCACAACCGGAGUGGUGGUAUGAAGGCAAACGUUGUUCCGAAUUGCAUUCGGUCAGAGAACUAUAUGAUCACUUUUGAAGUUGAAGAAGAGAAGUUUCCAUUUUUUGGAAAGAAGUACCAGCUGAAGUUUGCAAACGAAGCCUCUGCAGAAACACACUGUUUGGUACAUUUUCCAAGUUUGAUCAGGUUGGCCAGAGAAGCUGGGCUUGAAUAUGUGGAGAUACAAAACCUGCUGGAAUUUUAUGACGAUAAUAGAGUACAAUUUUCGGAGAUGCUUCUAGAAGCCGGUCAUGGUCUUCUGGACCCCAGAGGGAGGCUCUUACCAAAAUUCUAUGAUAUACUAGGUUUGUAUACUACAUUCAUAUUUCAAAAGCCUGAUCCCGAUAUUGCCCCUCCGCUUAUGACCCCAUUAGUGCAUGAGACCCAAAUCAUUGAUGAAAGGGAGUGGCAAGGUAGCGCAUUUAGGGAUGAAGAUAAAAGUGGACCAUCACAUACUGAUUCAGGUUUCAGCAUUGGGAAAAUAACCGAACAAAAAGGGAUUUUAGGUCCAGGACCCGCAGACUUGCGUUUUUCAGAAGCUAUGUAACCUUCCGGUACUCAAUGUAACAAACUUCAGUUUAAACAAGUUCAGCCUUGCUGUUCUAUUUUGAGACCAUUCAUGCGAGUUCAUUUUUUAUGGUGGUUUCUCAAUGUAUGAUAAUAAUCUAGAUUUGUAAUGCGUCACCGACUGUUUCAAACGAGGUUCUUGUUGUAAUUGUUUCUAAAAGUGUUGUAUAGGAGAGAUGCAUGGCUAGCUGCGGGUUUGCUA
Messenger RNA from Helianthus annuus (common sunflower), 1371 nucleotides. RefSeq names its product mRNA cap guanine-N7 methyltransferase 2. Bases 58 to 1149 code for a protein of 363 amino acids. Gene Ontology annotation, cellular component: nucleus. Gene Ontology annotation, molecular function: mRNA 5'-cap (guanine-N7-)-methyltransferase activity. The transcript is spliced from 11 exons. The record is from RefSeq and is a predicted model, not a curated record. NCBI's taxonomy places the organism in Eukaryota, Viridiplantae, Streptophyta, Magnoliopsida, Asterales, Asteraceae. Gene Ontology annotation, biological process: 7-methylguanosine mRNA capping.